Molecule: messenger RNA, 2409 nt
Organism: Electrophorus electricus (electric eel)
Lineage: Eukaryota; Metazoa; Chordata; Actinopteri; Gymnotiformes; Gymnotidae
Gene: mex3c
Product: mex-3 RNA binding family member C
Molecular function (GO): RNA binding
Source: RefSeq, a predicted model, not a curated record
GUCCCCGGUAACGCUCGCCUGUCUCGUUCACUGAGUUCCGUACAACACUGCUAGCUGCCAUAUUUACUGUAUUAGCAUAAACAAGGGAAAGUGCACCGACAUGCCCAGCAGGGUGUUUGUUUUGGAGCCAGACGAACCCGACUGUAGUCUCCUGCCGUUCAUACAAGCGGACGGUCCGGCACGGUACCAGCUCCGUGUCCCGGGGCCCGUCUUAGACCUCACGCCCGUCCUGCCUGAACCGACACCAGUGGAGACGGCGGAGCCGAGCGCCCUGGUCCCGGUCCCGCUCCCGCGGCUGGAGCCCACCCUGCUUAACGGAGCGGAGGCGCUAGAGGUGCGGGAUACGGUCCCGACAGGACAGCGGGGCGGUCAGACUGGACCGGAGAGUCAUCAGACUUUAUCCCGGGUGUGCAGGAGGAGUGUGAACACCACGGAGUGUGUGGAAGUGCCCACCUCUGAGCACGUCGCGGAAAUAGUCGGCCGGCAGGGCUGUAAGAUCAAGGCUCUCCGAGCAAAGACCAACACGUACAUCAAAACACCUUCACGGGGGGAAGCGCCGGUGUUUGUGGUUACAGGGAGGAAGGAAGACGUUGCCAUGGCAAAACGUGAAAUUCUGUCAGCGGCCGAACACUUCUCCCUGAUCCGGGCGUCACGGAGCAAAGCGUCCGCUCUGCCGCUCCCGCUCUGUGGUGCCCUCUCGCUGCCGGGGCAGACCACCAUCCAGGUGCGUGUGCCCUACCCUGUGGUGGGGUUGGUGGUGGGGUCCAGAGGGUCCACCAUUAAGAGGAUCCAGGAGAAGACACACACCUACAUCACGACCCCGGGCCGCGAGCAGGAGCCCGUGUUCGAGGUGAGCGGGAUGGCGGAGGACGUGGAGAGGGCGCGGGAUGAAAUCAGGGCUCACAUAGCCCUGCGGACCGUCGGUAUGGACACCGACUGGCGUCACGACGACUUCCUUUACAACGGCACCGAUGUUAGCCUGAACGAUGAUUUCCGCUGCAGUGGCACAGAUAUCGGCUUGGGGCCGGCCGGCCGGGAGCUGUGGCGGCUACCCCCUAGAGCCGAUGUCAGCUCCAGCUCUAACUACCCCUGUGACAUCACAGCACCGCAGAGAAACAGCACUCGUUACCAUAACGACAGCGCCAGCUCUCUAGGCAGCACGUCCAGUGAGUCUUUCUGCAGCGGGGGGGUCGAGCUCAGUCCUGUGGCCGGAGCGGGGUGCAGGUUCUGGUUCAGUGAUGUCCAGUUGCCCUUUGGCUCUGACGAUUCCGGCAGCGUUGAUGGUUUAUCAGUGACAGCUGUGCCAGCCUGUCAGCAGCAGGCUUUGUGGGGCGGGGCCUGUCUGCCUGCCACAGCCCAGCUGCCCCCGCCCUGCGAAGACUUGCCCGUCAGCCGACUGCAGGUCACGUCACCUCCGCACCUCCCCGCCUUCUCCCGUUCUCCACACAGCGCCACACCGUAGCUGGAAAGAGAGUGACAACACUGCCCCCUCGCAGUCAAAACCUGCUUUUUUGAGUGACCCAGCCAAAGUGCUCUCUGUCUCUCACACAAACAUGAACAUACACAACCUAUGCAGCUCUCUCAAACAGUCCUCUCUGGUGUAAGUCCACCACCAGAGGACAUUUAUUUGUACAUUACAAAUCUAUUUUAAUAAUUUUUUGCAGAUGUAACGUUAGCUGCUCUCUGACAUUAGAUCCCGCCCUCAUGCCCCUUUAGACCCCGCCCCCUCACAGGGCACUGCCACAGUUGCAACUUAGCUGUAGGGCCGAAACAGUACCGUCAUUUCUAUAUUGCCAACACGUAACUUGUCAAAGGUAUGGUUAUUUACUAUUUUAAAAAGUUUUACCUGCAUGGCACCCAAAUUUCAAUUCCUAAAGAAUAUCCAAAAUCUUGUCCACUAUUUUCUGAGUAGUGUGUGGUCCGAGGUUUGUCUGGAGGUGUAAAUAAUAAGGCAGUCCUCUGACAGACUGGUGUAUUAACUGGGCAGACUGGGCUUUUCUUGCUGUGACUGUAUUUAAAAGUGUAGAAGCACGUCUGUAUAUUAACUGAUAUAGUAUAGAGGACUUUAAGAUGGUGUUUGUUUAAAGUUAUGUAAGCUACUACCCAACUGUGUCAAGAGUCAAACACGAGCUAUUUAAAUAUCUAUGAACCACACAAUUAAACAAUAGUGAUAUACAUACAAACCAAGUUUACUAGUUGUUUACAGUCUCCAUGGUUAUAUAUUUAAUUUUAUUUUUGUAAUGUAUAUAUAUAUAAGUUGUAUUAUUGCGAUUUAAAGUUAGCUAUUUUUUUAAUUGAUUUGCAUCCUGUGGGAGAAGCUUUCAAAUACAAGAGAAUUAGGAUUUUAUUUUUCUGAUUACUUAAUAAACAAUGUUUUUACAGCUGAUAAUAAAUGAGGAACUUUAAACG